Messenger RNA from Chara braunii, 2113 nucleotides. Lineage: Eukaryota; Viridiplantae; Streptophyta; Charophyceae; Charales; Characeae. The record is from the annotation of a GenBank genome assembly.
CCGAGGAUGGCCUCGACCCAGGAACGCGCAUAGACGCGACCCCGUCAUCACCUGAAGCAGAUCCGCUAAUCGACGGGCAACCAACAUGAAUGCGAAUGUACAGAACCCGAAUCUGCAACAAAAUGCUAAUCAGCCAAAUCCUAAUCAAACCGCCCCACGAGCAUGGGCUCCCAUGACGCCACCUGAUCUUUAUCUAUCCGACCCAGCACAUCAUCUCGCAGGAGCAUGGUUGGCCACGCUCCGAGCACAGCAGUAUGAUGAUAACGAAGCGCAGGUAAACAUUCCUGCUCGAUUAGGAGAAGACGCUCAUGAUUGGUUUAGUACCUAUGUAUGGGUUGAUCUUCUGACCUUCGAACAGGAUUUUCUGAAUCGAUUUGAUUAUGUCCAUCCAGAGCAAGCACUUUACAUGAUCAAGGACCGAGUGCAAAAACCUCUCGAGUCUGUCGCAGAAUACCGAAAUCGGUUCUACCGAAUGUUUGUGAAGACUGAGCGAGGCGAGCAAGUCGGGAGAGAUUUGUUUAUUGAUGGCCUUCGCAGCCGAACGAUAAGGGCGAAGCUGCGAAAUCAAUUUCCCCCCAUCAAUCACACGCUGCAACAGAUCAUGGCCGCUGCAGAAGAGAUAGAACGGAAGUUCACGGCAAACUUCCUGGAAGGAGAAGACUAUUCUAGGGAAGGAGAUUCGACCGAACUUGCGAGGGCGAGAGCUGAGCUGGCCGCAUUACAGAACAAGUUCGAAAAUAUGGGAUUUGUGUCUGGCCCAGUCACCUAUCUAGAACAGGUGGGCCCUAUACGACCGACCCCAAGUGAGAUCCCGAGUGUCCCUGUUCCUGUGAUGCCAACACCUGUAAGAACAGCACCCCCGCCACCAAUUGAGAAUCCUGUAAGAACAAAUGAAUCUACUGCCAUUUUCGAACUAACCAAAACGUUAAUUAGCCUAAUCCAGGAGAGCAAAAAGGAACAGCGAGAGCACAAUGCUCGGUUAGAAGCCAUGAUGAGAAACAUGCGGCCCAUCGCGGUGCGUGCCCAUCCGAUUGAACAAGGAUUGGUGCAGGCGCCUGUUCUCGGAGGAGCCGCAAGCAAUCUGAAUUGGAGGCAUUGGCGAGAGCACUUCGUAGAGCUGUCGGUGUGUCUGGUCGGAGUAAGGGUCACGUGGACGCGGCACGGGGAUCACCGCCAGCGGACUGAGUACCUCGAGUUGCUUAUCAUCCAGGUGUGGCGAACGGAAGUGGCAGGCGAUCUGCUCGGAUUCCUCUUCGGAUCAGUGCGGCCCGAUCAUCGCCAACUGAUCGUACAAGAGUUAACGGUCCCCCUUGCGCAGCUGGCCGACGAUCUCCCUCUUGAGAUCGUCUUGCAGAGCGACGACAGCGCGGUCCCUCAUGUUCUCACGCGGACCUUGGCGCCAUAUCUUAAGUGGUCGGCGUGCUUGGAGGAACCAGGGAGUGGCCGCAACCCACCAUCACAGCGAGGUCAUCUAGACCCGCACGAGAUAGUCGACCUAGCCUUCUUCCAAGAUCGGACAGCUUCUGAGGACGAGGAGGUACAAAUUGAAGCAGAAGAAGAAAGCUUGGAAGAAGAAGAAGAGGUCAAGGAAGUGGCCGACGAGGAAGAAACUCCCGAGGAAGGAAGUUACAGUGAGCACAACGAAGGGGAGCAAAGUGAAGCGGAGGAGGAAGAAGAGCAAGACGACGACGAAGAAGAAGAAGACCAGGAAGAGUCAGAAGAGUCGGAGUACAAAGGAUUCGAGGAGGAAGUGCGCGACGAGGCUCGGGCACAGGCCCAGGCACAGAAGAGGGAAGAGAUCGCGGCCAGGAAGCGACAGUUGGAAAUCGCCAGCGCAGCCGGUGAGCCGCGCACCGACGAUCCGGCCCGAGAUCCGGAGCCACCCAAGCCCGAGGAUGGAGAGACAGCUGCCGAGACUUCGGCCGCACCAGCGAGACGGCGACGAAGCCGAUCCCCCUCCCCCUCCACCGCCGACCGCCCACCAGCUCGUCCAGGUACCGAUGCGGGGCAUCGGGCUUCGCCCCCGGUUGUUAUCCCGCCGUCCCCUUGAUCACCUCUCUUUCUGCCAGAUCACCGCCCGCGUCACCUUCCCCGACAAUCCCUUCCCCAUCGU